Messenger RNA from Penaeus indicus, 780 nucleotides. Its product is annotated as alpha-1,4-N-acetylglucosaminyltransferase-like. Gene Ontology annotation, molecular function: hexosyltransferase activity. The transcript has 4 exons. The record is from RefSeq and is a predicted model, not a curated record. Lineage: Eukaryota; Metazoa; Arthropoda; Malacostraca; Decapoda; Penaeidae. Gene Ontology annotation, biological process: glycosphingolipid biosynthetic process. The coding region runs from base 1 to 780 and encodes 259 amino acids.
AUGGCGCGCGUCCACCAGGUUGUGUUGGGCCUAGACAAUGUGCAUGCCUCAUGGCUUGACCUCGAUCACGUGUACCAAGAAGAGCCCCUUAUGACCUGGCACCGAGAACGUCAGUGGAUGUUAAAUGAAGUGGUGCUACAGCCUUUUGUUUUACAUCAGCUCUACUGCAUUUCUAUUCUUCCAGCACUGUCAUCAACCUUUGUGUCAGACAGCAGUCGAAUUGAAUUGUUGAAACGCUAUGGUGGGACGUACCUGGACCUGGAUAUGAUCACUCUUCGUCCUUUGCCAACUUUCAGCAAUUGGCUUGGGUGGCAUGCUUCAAUGCAGAUAAAUAAUGCUGCCAUGAACUUAGUGAAAGGCCAUCCAUCAUUGCAAAUGGUAGCUUCAUCUAUACCAAAAAUUUUUGAUCCCACAAGCUGUUGCAGAAUUGGACCAUAUCUCCUGUAUGAUGUCAUGCACAAGAUGUGUCCAGAUGACGUCACCAAUAGCCCAAACAUUACUGAAACAGAUGUGAAAUGUGGUAAUGUGACUAUUCUUGCACGACAUCGCCUCUAUCCCUUCUCUCCUUACAACGAGUUGGACUACAUUUUCCUAGAGAAGAAGGGAAAGGCACUGACCUUCUUCACGAGUCAAAAUGAUACAUAUUUCCUGCAUCUGUACAGCUCCCAUACCUCAAAGAGUAGAGUUCCUCUUGGGAAUAAAACCCUAUUGGGGGAGGCUGCUAUGAUGAACUGCCCAAGGGUGUAUAAUGCCAUUGUAAAGUAUGGGCUGGAACUGUGA